Messenger RNA from Toxotes jaculatrix (banded archerfish), 2198 nucleotides. Its product is annotated as activator of 90 kDa heat shock protein ATPase homolog 1-like. Gene Ontology annotation, molecular function: protein-folding chaperone binding; ATPase activator activity. The transcript is spliced from 9 exons. Gene Ontology annotation, biological process: positive regulation of ATP-dependent activity; protein folding. The record is from RefSeq and is a predicted model, not a curated record. The coding region runs from base 297 to 1316 and encodes 339 amino acids. Gene Ontology annotation, cellular component: cytosol. NCBI's taxonomy places the organism in Eukaryota, Metazoa, Chordata, Actinopteri, Toxotidae.
GUUUGUUGUUUUUAUAACGUUUGCGAAUUUGCAAGAAGUCUUUCCUCUCGACACGGAACCAUUCUUCAGAAAAGGAAGACGGUGGACGAAGGGGGGCAUUUUAACCUGCUUCUACAAAGUUCCGCUUCCAGCAUUUUCUGUGCACGGCGCAUAAACGCAGGAGCACCGCUACAGAGAGCCAGCAGCAGCUAGAGGCUUCUAGAAACAACGUGCACCGGGACAGUCACCGGCAAACACACCCGUUCCCUGCACUGAACGUUACACGUUAUAACCCUUAUUAUCAUUUAUCUGGCUAAAUGGCGAAGUGGGGAGAAGGGGACCCUCGCUGGAUCGUGGAAGAGAGAGCCGAUGCGACGAAUGUCAACAACUGGCACUGGACUGAACGAGACGCGACAAACUGGUCUUCGGACAAAUUAAAAUCAUUGCUCCUCGGCUUGAGCGUGGAGAAUGAAGAGGGGAAGUGUGAGGUGACAGAAGUCAGCAAGUUGGAGGGAGAGGCCUCGAUCAACAACCGCAAAGGGAAACUUAUUUUCUUUUAUGAAUGGAACCUGAAAGCUACUUGGACUGGGAAGUCAAAAUCAGGAGUCAAAUAUAAAGGAACAAUUGAAGUUCCAAACCUGUCUGAUGAAAACAACAUGGAGGAUCUUGAUAUUUCUGUAUCUCUGAACAAAGAUGAACCAGACACGCCGCUCACCAACCUGAUGAAAACAAAAGGAUCUGACAAAGUCCGUGAAGCCCUGGGAAGCUACGUGGGGUUCUUAAAAACAGAGUUCACACAGGGAAUGAUCCUGCCUACAGCCAACGGUGUGGCCAAGCUGCAGUCCACAUCACAGUCUAAAGCCAAGAUGGAUAAAACUCAGAUUUCCUCCUCAGGCAGCACAGCUGCUCCAGUCAACACGGGCGUCAAGAUCCCAACCUGUAAAUUCAGCAUGAAAGAGGUGUUCCUCACUUCACCAGCUGAUCUCUACAGGGUCUUCCUCAACCAGGAGAUGGUCCAGGCGUUCACACGUGCUCCAGCCACAGUGGACGGAGAGAAGGGCGGAAGGUUCCGUCUGUUAGAUGGAAAUGUUUUGGGUGAAUUCACAGAGCUGGUACCUGAUGAGAAAAUAGUUAUGAAGUGGAGGUAUAACAACUGGCCCUGUGAACAUUACUCCACGAUCACCAUGACCUUCUUGGACCGGAGCAACGAGACAGAGCUGAAGAUGGAGUGUCGGGGCGUCCCGGAAAAUGAUGAGGAGCGGACGAAAGAGGGCUGGAAGAAAUACUACUUUGAACCUAUUAAACAGACUUUUGGCUACGGAGCGAGACUCUUCUGAAGACGUGUACUGUAGUCCUGUUUUUGUUUUCUGUUUUUGGAUUUUUAAGCUUCUUGUCCUUCGAGCUCUGGCACAAGACGUCCCAUUGUAAACUCAUGAGUUAAUGAAAGAGGUGAAAUAGGUGAGGCCAAUGUGUCACCUGUGUCUGUGUAAAUGUUUUAAUUUCUCAACAUAUUUAAAUCUAGAUUUCUUUCCCCUUCAGUAUUUGGGUCAGUUGUUGAAAGGAGUGCAAAUGGACUGUGCCUUUGGGACGCUGGAUGAAAAAUGGUUGGAAUAGAGCAAAGGAGAAGUCAUCGAACCACUAAUGCAAAUUGGCCUCAACUUCUAUAAAUAUAUAAUUAUUGAAAGAGUUAAAGAUAAAUGUUGGUUUUCUUUUAUUUGAAAAUGAGUUGCUUUGAACAUGAAUGUUUAUUUUUUACUUAUUUUUCUUCUUUUCAAGUGUAACUGUAGUGAAGAUACUUUCAGCCAAGAUGCAUGUUUCAUUUCAGACGAGACAGAGGAACAACCACUGGAUUCGAACCUUACUCGUGAAGUCUUACAGCUGAGCAGUGUUGUGCUUUCAGUUGUGUUCUUGAGACUUGAUUUCAUGGACAUUACGAGCCCGGCGUCUGUCUGGGUGACCAGAUCAGCUCGGACCUUCAGCAGGAACAUUACUGCAAAUGUUUGUCAGUGUUGGAACAUGGAAACGGUUUCGAUUCCUUCUGCAGGUAGCUAGCUAGCAUAGCAACUAAAGAGAGACGUUUUGCUAUAUUUGGCUUCAAAAUGUAAAUUUCCAGUGAAAGGAAAAAAAAGCUUUUAGAACAAAAUGCAUCUAUUUAUUCUUCAUUUCAUCCCUCCACGAUGUAAAAAGAUUAGUUUCUUGGAAUAAACCAAUCCCCCGUA